AUGAAGAAAUGGGCUACAAACCCUACCGAGGUGGACUACUGGGUUCCCGCGACGAGCUCGUGUGAAAUUAUUGAUGCGGUUGCGAAAUGUGAGCUAACGAAUUAUGAUCCAGAGGAGAAGCCCAACCUGAUCUGCAUAAGAACCAAAAUAAAGGCAACCACACAGAAAUUUGAUGAAAAGGUGUUGUGGGAGUUUGUGAAGCCAUUUCUAGAUGCGAAGAAGCACGUGUGCUACAUGAUGCUUCUUUUUAGCGAAGACAACAUCAGCGGUAGUGCAGAAGAUAAGCAGUGGAGGUUCCGACUGGAUCCUGAGAAGAUCACGAUGAUACAGUCAAGGAGCAAGUGCUGCCGUAUGUCGCGACAUAUAAGUCGGUUAUCUGAGACGGGUUUUUGA
This is a messenger RNA of Phytophthora sojae, 393 nucleotides long. RefSeq lists its product as hypothetical. Lineage: Eukaryota; Oomycota; Peronosporomycetes; Peronosporales; Peronosporaceae. The transcript is spliced from 2 exons. The record is from RefSeq and is a predicted model, not a curated record. Bases 1 to 393 code for a protein of 130 amino acids.